This is a messenger RNA of Tuber aestivum (summer truffle), 5103 nucleotides long. NCBI's taxonomy places the organism in Eukaryota, Fungi, Ascomycota, Pezizomycetes, Pezizales, Tuberaceae. The record is from the annotation of a GenBank genome assembly.
GCGCCGGCGUCGGUCUUCUCGAGUAGGACUACGUAGGCAGUUCAACAGACGGUCCUCGUACAACUCAACUCCCCUCCUCCACCACCACCACGCUUAUUUGUGUGACUCUCCCUCCUCGUUUCCUUGUCCUCCCCCAUCGACCUCCCGACCCUCAACCUUGACACGAUUCUGCGUUCGCCUACCCCUUCUCCUCCAAAUCCUCCCCCUCCCUCUCUCCCUCUCCCUCUCCCUCCCUCUCCAUCCCUUCAUCUAUCUCUAAAAUUUCUAACAUCGCAUCACUCACCCGCUCGCUUACUCUACCCCUACCGGACAGCCUCAACGUCAUCCGACUUGCUCCUUGAGGCUAAUCCUUCGACAACCAGCUGCUUGAGUAUCUAUCCUGAUCCACUUUUAUCGGCUGGAUUAUUGAAGAAUUAUAAGUUCUCAGAGGCUGUGCACAAGUGGCAGUCCAAUCACAUUUUACGAUACGAUUGGGACCUCAUCAGCAGGAAUUAACUCCUCCAUCUCUCGUUGUUUGUAGUGUCUUGGUUCACCGCUAAAACCCUAUGCUGCCUUGAUUUGGCCUGUUGCUUUCCCCUAUUGAGCGAUUAAACAGUUCGAAUUCCGAAAUUAAGCAAGUAGGUUUCGAGCUCAAAUUCGUCCCCGCUCACCGUCUCUCGACCACUUUGUAAGCGGCUCUUGUGCUAUUUCGUCCUAACACUUUGUCACAGGAUUCGGAGUCGACAAGUAAUCACAAUCACUAUCUUACCUCAUGUCACUCGAAGGUAGAAUCGGCAAUCCUCGGAGUCCAGAACAGAGAAUGGAUUCUCACCAUCCUCGACAACUGCGGAGCUAUGGUCACUAUAAUGAGGGCGGGCGGUCCCAUCCAGAUUCUCGGCCGAUGGAUAGCCGUGCAAACCUCCGCUCCUACCAACAAGAAGUGGAAAUCUCAUACGAUGAAAAGCCCAGGGGCCCUGAGGACAACACCGCCACAGGGGACGUUUAUGGUCGUUCAGAGGGUGACAAAUCAGAGGACGGAAAAACGGAUGACGGCAUCAAUCAGGAUCAUAGAUCCAAGUCUAAUGGAGAUAUAUCCCAGGAUUUAAAUUUGGAUACCCCAAAUAAUCCCGGGGCUGCUAGCACGGGAGACGCGGCGCAAAAUAUACCGAAGGUGCGUUUUAAUUACUUGAAUUCAUGGUCACAGCUGAAUUCCCCCCAGGAUGAGCCCGAGCCAAACCUAACCAAUGAUCUGACGAGUGAAACACAGCAACCUGGGAAAGGGCUCAAUUCAAAUCACCACGGUUCUACUGAUAAAGAGUCUGGAAAUAUGGCUAAUCCCAAAGAUACCUUAUCUACAAAAGACCCAAAUGAACUUCGUCAAAAGGUAUUGGAAUCAUUGGCAGAGAAAAAGAAAAAAGCAGCUGUCUUUAUCACUCAAGAAAGUGAAGGAACAGGCAGGAAAGAGGCAUCGCCGGAAUCUAGAAUAGGACCGGUAGGAAUGAACACUACUGAAAUUGGGAGUGGUAAUGACAAGCCUCCAACAAAUCCAUCGGCAUCUAACCCUGAACGCGAGGCAGCCGUUAAUGCGCUGUUGGCCGAAGCGAUGGGGUCAUCUAAGACAGUCUCUGGCAAAGCGGAAAAGGUCCAGAGUGCAGGUGCAUCGACCACGGCUAAACACUCUGUCAAGUCACCCACGGAAGAGUCCUUUGAUCAAACUCGCCGCAGGAAACAUUACCCUGAAGAGCCAAAGGCUAGUGGGAUGACCCGAGGACCUUCAGGCGAAUUCCAUGAAAGUACUUCGCCAAUUUACGAUGAUCUUGAGGUCUCGCGUCGGAGUAGUUUUGCUGGGCACCAUUCAUAUCCGCGCAAUGACAAGCAGUCCCGCCCAAAGAGGUCCCCAGAGGAUUUGCCAAGACGGGAGGGAGCAUACAAGGAAGAUUACGGUCACUCUUCUCGCCAAAAAAUAUCACCAGCAUCUGCCUCUAGGCAAGAGUUCCCUCGGGCGCAGCGUGCUUAUGAACAUGAGGAGAGGGACAGGAAUGAUGCUCGGCAGGAAGCACGCCAUCGAAGUGAUAGAUUCGAGGAUCCCUCACCCUCCACUAAAGAAUUUAGGCAUCCCCCGGAUAAACCAAGUGCAAGUCGCAGAGGCGAUGGUGACCAUCGUGGGAAGUACUUAGAAGAGGAAAAACUCCGUACCAGGGAAGAGCCUUCAUCAUAUAGGUCCAUGGAUGUAGCCAGGGAGGACGACCCAAGAGAUCCUUACCCGAGGUAUUCCCGUCGCAUGAUGGAUCCCAAUUGGCAAGAUCAAGGCCCAGAUGCUCCUCCAUACCCAGCUGGUCGAUAUCUUCCUCCUCGGGAUGAUCAUCGCCUUCCUCCGAUAACUCGUCCUCCGGAGACGGACUAUGCUGCUCUCUAUUAUAAAGAUCUAACUGAAUGGCUUGAGCUUACGGGAUACCACGACUAUUCGUAUCGUCAGAUGAUUUUGAGGCGUCAACGUGAUAUACGUGCAAUGGAAGACAGGAGAAUAGUUUUAGAGGAUGACAGGGACGGCGCCAGAGGGUAUUCGGGAGUGCCACUCCGUGAAGAAAUCAGUUCCAGAGAUCCAAGGAGGACUCGCGGACCACCUUCAUAUCCAUUGCUGCCUUCUGAAAUGCCACCACGGGAUGACAGGGAUCCAUCUAGUCGUGUCCCGGAGGGCACUGCUCAUCGCUCAUCAUCUAGGGCUGCGCUAUAUCCGCCACUCCCAAGACUCGAUGACAGGACUCGUUAUCAGAGUGAUUUGCGUGUCGCUUCGCCUCAGGGAGAGGUUGGGGGUCUCAAGAGGCGAGCUCCGUUCCGUGAUGAAUACGAUGAUGCAGGCCCUGUUGGGAAGUCGGCACGUGUCAAUUACGAGAGCCAGCAUCGUUCUACAGCUACUCUGAAAUCGGACGAUUAUGUCAAUGCUGAACAAUCUGGCGUUCAUAUGAAGCAUCACUCGGGCCAUGGAGAUCCCGUUGACCAUAGGCACCCAUCCAGGCGUGUUACUAAAGACCGGUUUGAAGACCCGGAAGAUGAUUCGGCUGGUGCCAUACGCCAAAGUUUAUCCAAGAGAAUAGCUACAGGUCGUGGGCGUGAACAAUCACCUCCUCCACUUCCCCUUGAGGCAAGGCGAGAUCGUAGUUUGAGCCCUCGCCAUGGCUAUGAUAAUAAUGACCGCAAGGAAGGACAUAAACAGGGGCCGCCGAACAAACCCCACCGUGAUGGGGAUGAUGACACUUCCUUUAUCCACCCCCAACGCAAAGGGUUCGAGAAGGGGCGUAGGACGCCGGAGCCAUCAGGGCCUAGAUACGAAAAGGACCUUCAAAAACUGGGCCGAUCGGCCUCAGGUAAAUUUACUCCUAGAGAAGACUUUAGGAAACCAUUUCCAGGCAGGCGCAGCUCAUCCGAUGAUUACCGCUCGCCAGGAAUUACUUUACGCCGCGGCUCUAUAGACGAGCUGAAGAAGAGGCCAUUCGGCCGUGGUCGUGGCCGUGGAUACACUAAAGAGUUUCACCCCUUAACACGCCACAAUGGGAAACCGGAUUAUGGAGAUCCCAUGGACCUUGAGAAGAGGGUUGGACCUGUAAUUGGUGAGGAUUGAUGUUUGGUUUUCUGGCCUGUGGAAUUAUCACUGUUGCUUACACGCAUUUGCCUCUAGACACAAGAGGUGCAGGUACCAGGUACUUUGUGGUUAAGAGCUUCAAUCACGAUAAUGUGAAAAUGGCCCAAAAAGACGUGAGAGAUCUUGAUACUUAAAUUGAUGCUAUCAAAAUUCUGACCAGAAUCAUUUGUGGACAAUAGGAACUAUGGGCGACUCAGAAGAAAAACUCGGAGAUGUUCGAAGAGGCAUUCAAAACUUCUCGUGACGUUAUCCUCGUUUUCUCAGUUAACAAGAGCGGGAAAUUCCAGGGCUAUGUAAGUUUCAUUCAGAGUGAUCGUGGCAUGGGGGUUACCCAUAUAUAUGUGUAUGUCAGUCUAAUAUCGCACCAGGCUCGUAUGGAAUCUGCUCCUGGCUCAGCGCCGAUACCAACAUGGGCCAAGAACCUUCUCUGGGAGUCUUCAGGCCCCUUCAGAAUCCGAUGGAUCACAAUCAAUGACAUCAACUUCCAUCGCGUAGCGCAUCUGACUAACCGUCUGAACGAAGACCAGCCGGUCCUCAUCGGCCGUGACGGGCAGGAAAUCGACCCGGAAUGCGGUGCAUCUCUCUGUAGACUUAUCGAUGAGAGCGCAAACUUUCACAGAAACUACAAUGAAAAUGGAGGCAAAUAAAUAGCAACCUUUAUGAACGGAAAAAAAGUGCAUGGAGUACGGUACCCUACAAAAAAGGUGAUGAAAAAAUGGAAAAACAAAGAAAAAAAAGGGAAUCAAAGUAUAAUCCAGGGGAAGGUCAUUGUCAAAGUUUUCUAUUACGCACUUUCACAAAACUUGUCGCGUGUUUACCCCCGGAGUGAGGAAAUAGGGGAGAGAAAGGAUAAGAGAAAAAAUGAACCAAAUUGUCUGGUCAUCUGGGUGUUUUGCUAUCAUCAUAAGUCGCGAAUUAAGCUUAUUGAGUCGAGUCGUAAAGUGUAUUUUUUUACAUUUAUACGAAAAGGAAACAAAAACGAGAACGAAAACUUACGGCACUUCUCGUCUCAUCUAAUCUUGAUCUGAGGUUUUUUUUUCUUUACCUCUUUCUUUCUUUCCUAGCUUUUUCUUCUGGCUUGCCUGUCGGACUUCCGCACCCUUGGUUUGCCAAUAAAUGACGGCAGGCAGGAGGGGAUUCAGGAUAUCUUAUUUCUUCUACCUUACAGCUCAUAAUUAUUUGCUCUCUUUACCUUUUAACUCUAGCUUUCGUUUUCUUUUCUUUUCUGUCUCUUGAAUUUAACUUAACUUACCUUCGCUAAUCGACGUUUCUUUGUCUUGUGAUCUCCUUCCUUCUUUUCUUCCUCGUACGGCUUACAUGGCCUCUCAUGCUAAGCACUACUACGAAGGAUCAAAGUGGGACAACCGGCCGGGCCAAGCUAAAGGCAAGAGGCAAUUUCUUUACUGUUCCUUUCCUUUCGCAUGUAUAUAAAUCGCAAGGUUGGAAUACCAGCAUCAUUAAUCAAUCCAUUACUUCCUUCCUUC